Punica granatum (pomegranate) is the source of this 2726-nucleotide messenger RNA. NCBI's taxonomy places the organism in Eukaryota, Viridiplantae, Streptophyta, Magnoliopsida, Myrtales, Lythraceae. The record is from RefSeq and is a predicted model, not a curated record.
CGCCAAUAUAGAACCUCUUCCCACUUCCCAUUUCGCACUUUGCACGAGACGGGAAGACCGAAAUCUCUCUCAAAGCGUGCAUCGUCGGUUCAGUCUCGGAGACUCCAAUCAAACCCUACAAGCCGAGCAGCAAUGGCGGAGACCCAGCCCCACGCUCCUGCCCCGAAGGCCCUCAAGCGGAAGCGGCCGUCCCUUCUCGGCAUUGACUGCCCGACCCCGGAGGAGAAGGAGGCCCGGAUCGGUGCCCUGACGGGGGAAAUCGAAGGGCUAAUGAGGUGCUACGGGGAAGUCAUGGGUCAGAAGCUAGGGUUGGAGGCGAUGUCGGGCGGGUGCGGUUCCUUGAACGGGCAAAUCGCUCGCUUGAUGGAAGAGAGCGACUUGCCGCUGUCGGCGCUGGUGGAGCAGAUUCACGGGAGGCUCAAGGAGAGGAAUGAGGGCUUGACGGUGGCCUCCGUGAAGAGCGGGCUCCUCCUCGUAGGGCAGAGGCUCAUGUAUGGAGUCCCUAACCCGGAUGCCGAUGUCCUUGAGGACCAUUCUUCUUCAUCUCUCUGGUGUUGGGAGACUAGGGAGGUCAAGCUCUUGCCGAAAGCUGCACAGGGAGCAAUCAAAAUUCGGCGGACAUGUCGGGGGAAGAUUCAUGAAAGGAUUUCUGCUGUCUCUGAUGUGUUGUCUGCAUUACAGAAGCCAGAUAUUGACCAAAAUUACAAGACUGAUUUAGUUAAGGCAUCGGAAAAGCUUGCCAAAGCAUUGGCUGAGGCAGAUAUACGAGCCUUGGUCGAUAGGUUGACGGAGAGAAAUGUUGCAAACAAGGCCAAGAAGGAAGCUAAACGAGGUGAGAAAGCAUGCAUUAAAGAACUGGAGAGGAGUAAAAAGAAGGCUGAGAAGGAGCAGAAAAGGAUGGAGCGUGAACUUCAGAAGGAAAAAUUGAAGGCUGAUAAGGAAUUAAAGCGAUUGCAAGAGGAGGCAGAGAAGGAAGAGAAGCGUCGUGAGAGGGAAGAGAACGAGUUGAGCAAACAGCUAAGAAAGCAGCAAGAAGAAAUUGAAAGGGAUCAGCGCCGGCGAGAAAGGGAAGAAGCAGAACUGAAGCAGCAACUCUCUGUACAGAAGCAAGCUUCUAUCAUGGAACGUUUUCUUAAGAAGGCCAAGACUAGUCCCUCGUCCCCAAAUCAACAGUCAACCAAUGGCACUGGCACCUGGGAUAAGAAGAAUGAAACGGUAGUGCACGGGGCAGUAACUUGUGCGAUGGACUGUGCUCUUUCUUCAAAUCUAGAAAUUAAUGCCGAGGAUAUCCUUAAGUCACACUUGUCAUCUUGGCGCCAUGUGGGUCAUCUCAUUCGAUCAAAUAAAGAACAGCACUGGAGCCUGCGCAGAAAGCCGAAAACUGCACUCAUUAAGGAACUGAAGCUCACCACCAGUACUGACAGAGGGCUGGUGCAGGACGAUGAAUUGAACAUUGAAAAGCUUGUGGAUGAGUGCAAAGAGACGGUUUCUGAUAAGGAUUUAAACACCACAGGGUCUCAUCCGGAUGCAGAGCAGUACAAGCGACAGAGGCAAUUGUUGCAGUUUGAUAAGAGCCAUAGGCCUGCAUUUUAUGGGAUAUGGACAAAGAAUAGCAACAUUGUCGGGCCUCGCCACCCUUUCAGCAAGGACCCUGAGCUAGACUAUGAUAUUGAUAGUGAUGAAGAAUGGGAAGAGGAGGAUCCUGGUGAAAGUUUGUCUGAUUGUGAUAAAGACGAUGAAAGCUUGGAAGAGAACUGUUCAAAAGCUGAUGAAGAAGAUGAAAGUGAAGAUGGUUUUUUCGUACCUGAUGGUUAUCUGUCAGAAAAUGAGGGUGUGCAAGUCGAUAGAAUGGAAACCGAUCCUGCUGAGGUUAGGACUACUUCCUGUGAACAAGAAGUAGAGAGUGAGGACCUCUUGGUACUGCUUCGACAGCAGAAAUAUUUACACUCUGUGACAGAGCACGCUCUCCGGAAAAACCAGCCCUUGAUCAUUUCAAAUUUAAAACAUGAAAAGUCUUUACAAUCAAAUCCUGAAGACUUCAGUGGCACUGCCAAGCUGGAAAUUAUGUGUUUGCAAGCGCUGUGUAUUCGUAUGUUCUCCGGGGAUACGGCUCCGGAUGUCUGGAUAAGCAACGAUUUAGAUGAGGAAGAGGAGGAUUGCCCCGCAAGAAACAAGAACAGUAAACAACCACCAGUUAAUGUGAUAGCUGUAUCUGACUCUGAUUUGCCUACCAUUUUUCAGGUGUCCACUAUUCGUUCGUGUCCACUGGGCAUCAAUAAGGUGGUAGAGCGUCUGCAGCAGAAGUUCCCCGCUAUUUCAAGGUCUCAGUUGAGGAGUAAAGUCCGGGAAAUAUCAGAUUUCGUGGAUAAUCGUUGGCAGGUAAAGAAGGAAGUUCUAGACAAGCUUGGCCCGUCUAUAUCUCCUGAGAGGGCUGGUGGACGGACAAAAAGUAUUGCAGCAUUUUUCUCGAAGAGGUGCUUGCCUCCUGCUGCUAAAAGUCUGAGCUCUGAUAAUAUCUCAUCAUAGCAUUACACGGUUCUGCUUCUUUAUAAGAUCGAGUAUCCUUUUCUAGGAAUACUCAUUUUGUUUAGAAAAUUUAAAUGACCUGGGUCUGGCCCCAUCGCAGCCAAUCCUCGUGAUUUUGGGUGGGAACCGAAAUUGUUUGUAAAUUGAUGGGAGCAAAAUGCGGCUUUAUAGAAAUGAACGACAGUUGCUCUUUUACUGUA